AUGGGCAAGGUUCACGGCAGUCUGGCACGUGCCGGCAAGGUCAAGUCGCAGACCCCCAAGGUCGAGCCGCAGGAGUCCAAGAAGACGCCCAAGGGCCGCGCCCACAAGCGCGAGCAGUACACGCGCCGCUUCGUCAACGUGACGACGACGCCGGGUGGCAAGCGCAAGGUGAGUUUUCGCAAGGCGGCGCAGGAGCCGCGAUGGCGGGCACGCGGCAAACGAUACUGUCCAUCGCCCGACGACCGCCGUCGACCACCGUCGUCCACCCUCAUCGCAUCGCACAGCAUGCUAACGUCCACAGAUGAACGCCAACCCCGCCGCCGCGUAAAGCAAUCCGGGCCCGACGACAACUUUUGGGGACCGGCUCUGACAGUAGAUGAAAACGAUGAAUCGAUGACGAAUGGAAAAGGACGAGUGGAAAUGACCGAAUGGGGACGACUGGACUGGACCGACCGGAGCUCGGUUGACCUGUGUCGACGGGCGCGGCUGGUUGAGCUGUUGUAUUCGCGGACGGCACUUUCAAAGUGA
Molecule: messenger RNA, 528 nt
Organism: Sporothrix schenckii 1099-18
Lineage: Eukaryota; Fungi; Ascomycota; Sordariomycetes; Ophiostomatales; Ophiostomataceae
Exons: 2
Coding region: 1-528 (175 amino acids)
Biological process (GO): translation
Cellular component (GO): ribosome; cytosolic small ribosomal subunit
Molecular function (GO): structural constituent of ribosome
Source: RefSeq, a predicted model, not a curated record